AUGCUGUUGCAGUGCAGUCUCAUCAGAAAAUCAGAAACAGCUGCGCAGAAGCGGCUGCGCAGGAACAGCUGCGCAGAAGCGGCUGCGCAGAAGCGGCUGCGCAGAAGCGGCUGCGCAGAAGCGGCUGCGCAGAAGCGGCUGCGCAGAAGCGGCUGCGCAGAAGCGGCUGCGCACAAGCGGCUGCGCAGAAGCGGCUGCGCACAAGCGGCUGCGCACAAGCGGCUGCGCACAAGCGGCUGCGCAGAAGCGGCUGCGCAGAAGCGGCUGCGCAGAAGCGGCUGCGCAGAAGCGGCUGCGCAGAAGCGGCUGCGCAGAAGCGGCUGCGGAGAAGCGGCUGCGCAGAAGCGGCUGCGCAGAAGCGCCUGCGCAGAAGCGGCUGCGCAGAAGCGCCUGCGCAGAAGCGGCUGCGCAGAAGCGGCUGCGCAGAAGCGGCUGCGCAGAAACGGCUGCGCAGAAACGGCUGCGCAGAAACGGCUGCGCAGAAACGGCUGCGCAGAAACGGCUGCGCAGAAACGGCUGCGCAGCAGCGGCUGCGCAGAAGCGGCUGCGCAGGAGCGGCUGCGCAGAAGCGGCUGCGCAGAUGCAGCUGCGCAGAAACAGCUGCGCAGAAACAGCUGCGCAGAAACAGCUGCGCAGAAACAACUGCGCAGAAGCGGCUGCGCAGAAGCGGCUGCGCAGAAGCGGCUGCGCAGAAGCGGCUGCGCGGAAGCGGCUGCGCGGAAGCGGCUGCGCGGAAGCGGCUGCGCGGAAACGGCUGCGCGGAAACGGCUGCGCGGAAGCGGCUGCGCGGAAGCGGCUGCGCGGAAGCGGCUGCGCGGAAGCGGCUGCGCAGAAGCGAAUGCGCAGAAGCGGCUGCGCAGAAGCGGCUGCGCAGAAGCGGCUGCGCAGAAGCGGCUGCGCAGAAGCGGCUGCGCAGAAGCGGCUGCGCAGAAACGGCUGCGCAGAAACGGCUGCGCAGAAACGGCUGCGCAGAAACGGCUGCGCAGAAGCAGCUGCGCAGAAGCAGCUGCGCAGAAGCAGCUGCGCAGAAGCAGCUGCGCAGAAGCAGCUGCGCAGAAGCAGCUGCGCAGAAGCAGCUGCGCAGAAGCAGCUGCGCAGAAGCAGCUGCGCAGAAGCAGCUGCGCAGAAACAGCUGCGCAGGAACAGCUGCGCAGGAACAGCUGCGCAGGAACAGCUGCGCAGGAACAGCUGCGCAGGAACAGCUGCGCAGGAACAGCUGCGCAGGAACAGCUGCGCAGGAACAGCUGCGCAGGAACAGCUGCGCAGGAACAGCUGCGCAGGAACAGCUGCGCAGGAACAGCUGCGCAGAAACAGCUGCGCUGGAACAGCUGCGCAGGAACAGCUGCGCAGGAACAGCUGCGCAGGAACAGCUGCGCAGGAACAGCUGCGCAGAAACAGCUGCGCAGAAACAGCUGCGCAGAAACAGCUGCGCAGAAACAGCUGCGCAGGAACAGCUGCGCAGGAACAGCUGCGCAGGAACAGCUGCGCAGGAACAGCUGCGCAGAAACUGCUGCGCAGAAACUGCUGCGCAGAAACAGCUGCGCAGAAACAGCUGCGCAGGAACAGCUGCGCAGGAACAGCUGCGCAGGAACAGCUGCGCAGGAACAGCUGCGCAGGAACAGCUGCGCAGAAACAGCUGCGCAGAAACAGCUGCGCAGGAACAGCUGCGCAGAAACAGCUGCGCAGAAACAGCUGCGCAGAAACAGCUUCGCAGAAACAGCUGCGCAGAAACAGCUGCGCAGAAACAACUGCGCAGCAACAACUGCGCAGAAACAGCUGCGCAGGAACAGCUGCGCAGAAACAGCUGCGCAGAAACAGCUGCGCAGAAACAGCUUCGCAGAAACAGCUGCGCAGAAACAGCUGCGCAGGAACAGCUGCGCAGGAACAGCUGCGCAGGAACAGCUGCGCAGAAACAGCUGCGCAGAAACAGCUGCGCAGGAACAGCUGCGCAGGAACAGCUGCGCAGAAACAGCUGCGCAGGAACAGCUGCGCAGAAACAGCUGCGCAGAAACAGCUGCGCAGAAACAGCUGCGCAGAAACAGCUGCGCAGAAACAGCUGCGCAGAAACAGCUGCGCAGAAACAGCUGCGCAGGAACAGCUGCGCAGGAACAGCUGCGCAGGAACGGCUGCGCAGGAACGGCUGCGCAGAAACGGCUGCGCAGAAACGGCAGCGCAGAAACGGCUGCGCAGAAACGGCUGCGCAGAAACGGCUGCGCAGAAACGGCUGCGCAGAAGCAGCUGCGCAGAAGCAGCUGCGCAGAAGCAGCUGCGCAGAAGCAGCUGCGCAGAAGCAGCUGCGCAGAAGCAGCUGCGCAGAAGCAGCUGCGCAGAAGCAGCUGCGCAGAAGCAGCUGCGCAGAAACAGCUGCGCAGAAACAGCUGCGCAGGAACAGCUGCGCAGGAACAGCUGCGCAGGAACAGCUGCGCAGGAACAGCUGCGCAGGAACAGCUGCGCAGAAACAGCUGCGCAGAAACAGCUACGCAGGAACAGCUGCGCAGGAACAGCUGCGCAGAAACAGCUGCGCAGAAACAGCUGCGCAGAAACAGCUGCGCAGAAACAGCUUCGCAGAAACAGCUGCGCAGGAACAGCUACGCAGAAACAGCUGCGCAGAAACAGCUGCGCAGAAACAGCUGUGCAGAAACAGCUGCGCAGAAACAGCUGCGCAGAAACAGCUGCGCAGAAACAGCUGCGCAGAAACAGCUGCGCAGAGACAGCUGCGCAGAGACAGCUGCGCAGAAACAGCUGCGAAGAAACAGCUGCGCAGAAACAGCUGCGCAGAAACAGCUGCGCAGAAAAAGCUGCGCAGAAACAGCUGCGCAGAAACAGCUGCGCAGAAACAGCUGCGCAGAAACAGCUGCGCAGAAACAGCUGCGCAGAAACAGCUGCGCAGAAACAGCGGCGCAGAAACAGCGGCGUGCGCAGGAACAGGUGCGCAGGAACAGCUGCGCAGGAACAGCUGCGCAGGAACAGCUGCGCAGGAACAGCUGCGCAGGAACAGCUGCGCAGAAACAGCUGCGCAGAAACAGCUGCGCAGGAACAGCUGCGCAGGAACAGCUGCGCAGAAACAGCUGCGCAGAAACAGCUGCGCAGAAACAGCUGCGCAGAAACAGCUUCGCAGAAACAGCUGCGCUGGAACGGCUGCGCAGAAACGGCUGCGCAGAAACGGCUGCGCAGAAACGGCUGCGCAGAAACGGCUGCGCAGAAACGGCUGCGCAGAAACGGCUGCGCAGAAACGGCUGCGCAGAAAAGGCUGCGCAGAAACGGCUGCGCAGAAACAGCUGCGCAGAAACAGCUGCGCAGAAGCAGCUGCGCAGAAGCAGCUGCGCAGAAGCAGCUGCGCAGAGGCAGCUGCGCAGAGGCAGCUGCGCAGAAGCAGCUGCGCAGAAGCAGCUGCGCAGAAGCAGCUGCGCAGAAGCAGCUGCGCAGAAGCAGCUGCGCAGAAGCAGCUGCGCAGAAGCAGCUGCGCAGAAGCAGCUGCGCAGAAGCAGCUGCGCAGAAGCAGCUGCGCAGAAACAGCUGCGCAGAAACAGCUGCGCAGAUACAGCUGCGCAGAAACAGCUGCGCAGAAACAGCUGCGCAGAAACAGCUGCGCAGGAACAGCUGCGCAGGAACAGCUGCGCAGGAACAGCUGCGCAGGAACAGCUGCGCAGGAACAGCUGCGCAGGAACAGCUGCGCAGGAACAGCUGCGCAGGAACAGCUGCGCAGGAACAGCUGCGCAGGAACAGCUGCGCAGGAACAGCUGCGCAGGAACAGCUGCGCAGGAACAGCUGCGCAGGAACAGCUGCGCAGGAACAGCUGCGCAGGAACAGCUGCGCAGGUACAGCUGCGCAGGAACAGCUGCGCAGGAACAGCUGCGCAGGAACAGCUGCGCAGGAAUAGCUGCGCAGGAACAGCUGCGCAGGAACAGCUGCACAGAAACAGCUGCGCAGGAACAGCUGCGCAGAAACAGCUGCGCAGGAACAGCAGCGCAGGAACAGCUGCGCAGGAACAGCUGCGCAGGAACAGCUGCGCAGAAACAGCUGCGCAGAAACAGCUGCGCAGGAACAGCUGCGCAGAAACAGCUGCGCAGAAACAGCUGCGCAGGAACAGCUGCGCAGAAACAGCUGCGCAGGAACAGCUGCGCAGAAACAGCUGCGCAGAAACAGCUGCGCAGAAACAGCUGCACAGAAACAGCUUCGCAGAAACAGCUGCGCAGGAACAGCUUCGCAGAAACACUCUAUAGCCUCCGGUUACAGGAGCGUACCUCCAUGUUCAAUGAUUUUUGGGCAGUUGAACAUGUAAAGUUGAAUCCCGUACGCGCGUGCUGCGCGGAGACGGCUGCGCAGAAGCGGCUGCGCGGAAGUGGCUGCGCGGAAGCGGCUGCGCGGAAACGGCUGCGCGGAAACGGCUGCGCGGAAACGGCUGCGCGGAAACGGCCGCGCGGGAACAGGUGCGGGGGAACAGGUGCGCAGGAACAGCUGCGCAGGAACAGCUGCGCAGGAACAGCUGCGCAGGAACAGCUGCGCAGGAACAGGUGCGCAGGAACAGGUGCGCAAAAACAGGUGCGCAAAAACAGGUGCGCAGGAAUAGGUGCGCAGGAACAGGUGCGCAGGAACAGCUGCGCAGGAACAGCUGCGCAGGAACAGCUGCGCAGGAACAGCUGCGCAGGAACAGCUGCGCAGGAACAGCUGCGCAGGAACAGCUGCGCAGGAACAGCUGCGCAGGAACAGCUGCGCAGGAAGAGCUGCGCAGGAACAGCUGCGCAGGAACAGCUGCGCAGAAACAGCUGCGCAGAAACAGCAGCGCAGAAACAGCCGCGCAGAAACAGCCGCGCAGAAACAGCCUCGCAGAAACAGCCUCGCAGAAACAGCCGCGCAGAAACAGCCGCGCAGAAACAGCCGCGCAGCAACAGCCGCGCAGGAACAGCCGCGCAGCAACAGCCGCGCAGGAACAGCCGCGCAGGAACAGCCGCGCAGGAACAGCCGCGCAGGAACAGCCGCGCAGAAACAGCUGCGCAGAAACAGCUGCGCAGGAACAGCUGCGCAGGAACAGCUGCGCAGGAUCAGCUGCGCAGAAACAGCUGCGCAGAAACAGCUGCGCAGGAACAGCUGCGCAGGAACAGCUGCGCAGAAACAGCUGCGCAGAAACAGCUGCGCAGAAACAGCUGCGCAGAAACAGCUGCGCAGGAACAGCUGCGCAGAAACAGCUGCGCAGAAACAGCUGCGCAGAAACAGCUGCGCAGAAACAGCUGCGCAGAAACAGCUGCGCAGAAACAGCUGCGCAGAAACAGCUUCGCAGAAACAGCUGCGCAGAAACAGCUGCGCAGAAACAGCUGCGCAGGAACAGCUGCGCAGAAACAGCUGCGCAGAAACAGCUGCGCAGAAACAGCUGCGCAGAAACAGCUGCGCAGGAACAGCUGCGCAGAAACAGCUGCGCAGAAACAGCUGCGCAGGAACGGCUGCGCAGAAACAGCUGCGCAGAAACAGCUGCGCAGAAACAGCUUCGCAGAAACAGCUGCGCAGGAACAGCUGCGCAGAAACAGCUGCGCAGAAGCAGCUGCGCAGAAACAGCUGCGCAGAAACAGCUGCGCAGAAACAGCUGCGCAGAAACAGCUGCGCAGAAACAGCUGCGCAGAAACAGCUGCGCAGGAACAGCUGCGCAGAAACAGCUGCGCAGGAGCUGCUGCGCAGGAACAGCUGUGCAGGAGCAGCUGCGCAGGAACAGCUGCGCAGGAACAGCUGCGCAGGAACAGCUGCGCAGGAACAGCUGCGCAGGAACAGCUGCGCAGGAACAGCUGCGCAGGAACAGCUGCGCAGGAACAGGUGCGCAGGAACAGGUGCGCAGGAACAGCUGCGCAGGAACAGCUGCGCAGGAACAGGUGCGCACGAACAGCUGCGCAGGAACAGGUGCGCAGGAACAGGUGCGCAGGAACAGGUGCGCAGGAACAGCUGCGCAGGAACAGGUGCGCAGGAACUGCUGCGCAGGAACAGCUGCGCAGGGACAGCUGCGCAGGAACAGGUGCGCAGGAACAGGUGCGCAGGAACAGCUGCGCAGUAACAGCUGCGCAGAAACAGCUGCGCAGAAACAGCCGCGCAGAAACAGCUGCGCAGAAACAGCUGCGCAGAAACAGCUGCGCAGAAACAGCUGCGCAGAAACAGCUGCGCAGAAACAGCUGCGCAGAAACAGCUGCGCAGAGACAGCUGCGCAGAGACAGCUGCGCAGAGACAGCUGCGCAGAAACAGCUGCGCAGAAUCAGCUGCGCAGAAACAGCUGCGCAGAAACAGCUGCGCAGAAACAGCUGCGCAGAAACAGCUGCGCAGAAACAGCUGCGCAGAAACAGCUGCGCAGAAACAGCGGCGCAGAAACACUCUAUAGCCUCCGGUUACAGGAGCGUACCUCCAUGUUCAAUGUUUUUUGGGCAGUUGAACAUUGAAGUCUCAUCAGAAAAUCAGAAACAGCUGCGCGGAGACGGCUGCGCAGAAGCGGCUGCGCGGAAGCGGCUGCGCGGAAACGGCUGCGCGGAAACGGCUGCGCGGAAACGGCUGCGCGGGAACGGCUGCGCGGGAACAGGUGCGCGGGAACAGGUGCGCGGGAACAGCUGCGCAGGAACAGCUGCGCAGGAACAGCUGCGCAGGAACAGGUGCGCAGGAACAGGUGCGCAGGAACAGGUGCGCAGGAACAGGUGCGCAGGAACAGGUGCGCAGGAACAGCUGCGCAGGAACAGCUGCGCAGGAACAGGUGCGCAGGAACAGCUGCGCAGGAACAGCUGCGCAGGAACAGCUGCGCAGGAACAGCUGCGCAGAAACAGCUGCGCAGAAACAGCUGCGCAGAAACAGCCGCGCAGAAACAGCCUCGCAGAAACAGCCUCGCAGAAACAGCCGCGCAGAAUCAGCCGCGCAGAAACAGCCGCGCAGGAACAGCCGCGCAGGAACAGCCGCGCAGGAACAGCUGCACAGGAACAGCUGCGCAGGAACAGCUGCGCAGGAACAGCUGCGCAGGAACAGCUGCGCAGGAACAGCUGCGCAGGAACAGCUGCGCAGGAACAGCUGCGCAGAAACAGCGGCGCAGAAACAGCGGCGCAGAAACACUCUAUAGCCUCCGGUUACAGGAGCGUACCUCCAUGUUCAAUGUUUUUUGGGCAGUUGAACAUUGCAGUCUCAUCAGAAAAUCAGAAACAGCUGCGCAGAAGCGGCUGCGCAGGAACAGCUGCGCAGAAGCGGCUGCGCAGAAGCGGCUGCGCAGAAGCGGCUGCGCAGAAGCGGCUGCGCAGAAGCGGCUGCGCAGAAGCGGCUGCGCAGAAGCGGCUGCGCAGAAGCGGCUGCGCACAAGCGGCUGCGCACAAGCGGCUGCGCACAAGCGGCUGCGCACAAGCGGCUGCGCAGAAGCGGCUGCGCAGAAGCGGCUGCGCAGAAGCGGCUGCGCAGAAGCGGCUGCGCAGAAGCGGCUGCGCAGAAGCGGCUGCGCAGAAGCGGCUGCGCAGAAGCGGCUGCGCAGAAGCGGCUGCGCAGAAGCGCCUGCGCAGAAGCGGCUGCGCAGAAGCGGCUGCGCAGAAGCGGCUGCGCAGAAACGGCUGCGCAGAAACGGCUGCGCAGAAACGGCUGCGCAGAAACGGCUGCGCAGAAACGGCUGCGCAGAAACGGCUGCGCAGAAACGGCUGCGCAGCAGCGGCUGCGCAGGAGCGGCUGCGCAGGAGCGGCUGCGCAGAUGCAGCUGCGCAGAUGCAGCUGCGCAGAAACAGCUGCGCAGAAACAGCUGCGCAGAAACAACUGCGCAGAAGCGGCUGCGCAGAAGCGGCUGCGCAGAAGCGGCUGCGCAGAAGCGGCUGCGCAGAAGCGGCUGCGCAGAAGCGGCUGCGCAGAAGCGGCUGCGCGGAAGCGGCUGCGCGGAAGCGGCUGCGCGGAAACGGCUGCGCGGAAACGGCUGCGCGGAAACGGCUGCGCGGAAGCGGCUGCGCGGAAGCGGCUGCGCGGAAGCGGCUGCGCGGAAGCGGCUGCGCGGAAGCGGCUGCGCAGAAGCGGCUGCGCAGAAGCGGCUGCGCAGAAGCGGCUGCGCAGAAGCGGCUGCGCAGAAGCGGCUGCGCAGAAGCGGCUGCGCAGAAACGGCUGCGCAGAAACGGCUGCGCAGAAACGGCUGCGCAGAAACGGCAGCGCAGAAACGGCUGCGCAGAAACGGCUGCGCAGAAACGGCUGCGCAGAAGCAGCUGCGCAGAAGCAGCUGCGCAGAAGCAGCUGCGCAGAAGUAGCUGCGCAGAAGCAGCUGCGCAGAAGCAGCUGCGCAGAAGCAGCUGCGCAGAAGCAGCUGCGCAGAAGCAGCUGCGCAGAAGCAGCUGCGCAGAAACAGCUGCGCAGAAACAGCUGCGCAGGAACAGCUGCGCAGGAACAGCUGCGCAGGAACAGCUGCGCAGGAACAGCUGCGCAGGAACAGCUGCGCAGAAACAGCUGCGCAGAAACAGCUGCGCAGAAACAGCUUCGCAGAAACAGCUGCGCAGGAACAGCUACGCAGAAACAGCUGCGCAGAAACAGCUGCGCAGAAACAGCUGUGCAGAAACAGCUGCGCAGAAACAGCUGCGCAGAAACAGCUGCGCAGAAACAGCUGCGCAGAAACAGCUGCGCAGAGACAGCUGCGCAGAGACAGCUGCGCAGAAACAGCUGCGAAGAAACAGCUGCGCAGAAACAGCUGCGCAGAAACAGCUGCGCAGAAAAAGCUGCGCAGAAACAGCUGCGCAGAAACAGCUGCGCAGAAACAGCUGCGCAGAAACAGCUGCGCAGAAACAGCUGCGCAGAAACAGCGGCGCAGAAACAGCGGCGCAGAAACACUCUAUAGCCUCCGGUUACAGGAGCGUACCUCCAUGUUCAAUGUUUUUUGGGCAGUUGAACAUUGAAGUCUCAUCAGAAAAUCAGAAACAGCUGCGCGGAGACGGCUGCGCAGAAGCGGCUGCGCGGAAGCGGCUGCGCGGAAACGGCUGCGCGGAAACGGCUGCGCGGAAACGGCUGCGCGGAAACGGCUGCGCGAGAACAGCUGCGCGAGAACAGGUGCGCGGGAACAGCUGCGCGGGAACAGCUGCGCAGGAACAGCUGCGCAGGAACAGCUGCGCAGGAACAGCUGCGCAGGAACAGGUGCGCAAAAACAGGUGCGCAGGAACAGGUGCGCAGGAACAGCUGCGCAGGAACAGCUGCGCAGGAACAGCUGCGCAGGAACAGCUGCGCAGGAACAGCUGCGCAGAAACAGCUGCGCAGGAACAGCUGCGCAGGAACAGCUGCGCAGAAACAGCUGCGCAGAAACAGCUGCGCAGAAACAGCUGCGCAGAAACAGCUUCGCAGAAACAGCUGCGCUGGAACGGCUGCGCAGAAACGGCUGCGCAGAAACGGCUGCGCAGAAACGGCUGCGCAGAAACGGCUGCGCAGAAACGGCUGCGCAGAAACGGCUGCGCAGAAACGGCUGCGCAGAAAAGGCUGCGCAGAAACGGCUGCGCAGAAACAGCUGCGCAGAAACAGCUGCGCAGAAGCAGCUGCGCAGAAGCAGCUGCGCAGAAGCAGCUGCGCAGAAGCAGCUGCGCAGAGGCAGCUGCGCAGAAGCAGCUGCGCAGAAGCAGCUGCGCAGAAGCAGCUGCGCAGAAGCAGCUGCGCAGAAGCAGCUGCGCAGAAGCAGCUGCGCAGAAGCAGCUGCGCAGAAACAGCUGCGCAGAAACAGCUGCGCAGAUACAGCUGCGCAGAUACAGCUGCGCAGAAACAGCUGCGCAGAAACAGCUGCGCAGAAACAGCUGCGCAGAAACAGCUGCGCAGAAACAGCUGCGCAGGAACAGCUGCGCAGGAACAGCUGCGCAGGAACAGCUGCGCAGGAACAGCUGCGCAGGAACAGCUGCGCAGGAACAGCUGCGCAGGAACAGCUGCGCAGAAACAGCUGCGCAGGAACAGCUGCGCAGGAACAGCUGCGCAGGAACAGCUGCGCAGGAACAGCUGCGCAGGUACAGCUGCGCAGGAACAGCUGCGCAGGAACAGCUGCGCAGGAACAGCUGCGCAGGAACAGCUGCGCAGGAACAGCUGCGCAGGAACAGCUGCACAGAAACAGCUGCGCAGGAACAGCUGCGCAGAAACAGCUGCGCAGGAACAGCAGCGCAGGAACAGCUGCGCAGGAACAGCUGCGCAGGAACAGCUGCGCAGAAACAGCUGCGCAGAAACAGCUGCGCAGGAACAGCUGCGCAGAAACAGCUGCGCAGAAACAGCUGCGCAGGAACAGCUGCGCAGAAACAGCUGCGCAGGAACAGCUGCGCAGAAACAGCUGCGCAGAAACAGCUGCGCAGAAACAGCUGCACAGAAACAGCUUCGCAGAAACAGCUGCGCAGGAACAGCUGCGCAGAAACACUCUAUAGCCUCCGGUUACAGGAGCGUACCUCCAUGUUCAAUGAUUUUUGGGCAGUUGAACAUGUAAAGUUGAAUCCCGUACGCGCGUGCGGCUGCGCGGAAGCGGCUGCGCGGAAGCGGCUGCGCGGAAACGGCUGCGCGGAAACGGCUGCGCGGAAACGGCUGCGCGGAAACGGCCGCGCGGGAACAGGUGCGGGGGAACAGGUGCGCAGGAACAGCUGCGCAGGAACAGCUGCGCAGGAACAGCUGCGCAGGAACAGGUGCGCAGGAACAGGUGCGCAAAAACAGGUGCGCAAGAAUAGGUGCGCAGGAACAGGUGCGCAGGAACAGCUGCGCAGGAACAGCUGCGCAGGAACAGCUGCGCAGGAACAGCUGCGCAGGAACAGCUGCGCAGGAACAGCUGCGCAGGAACAGCUGCGCAGGAACAGCUGCGCAGGAACAGCUGCGCAGGAACAGCUGCGCAGGAACAGCUGCGCAGGAACAGCUGCGCAGAAACAGCUGCGCAGAAACAGCAGCGCAGAAACAGCCGCGCAGAAACAGCCGCGCAGAAACAGCCUCGCAGAAACAGCCUCGCAGAAACAGCCGCGCAGAAACAGCCGCGCAGAAACAGCCGCGCAGCAACAGCCGCGCAGGAACAGCCGCGCAGCAACAGCCGCGCAGGAACAGCCGCGCAGGAACAGCCGCGCAGGAACAGCCGCGCAGGAACAGCCGCGCAGAAACAGCUGCGCAGAAACAGCUGCGCAGGAACAGCUGCGCAGGAACAGCUGCGCAGGAUCAGCUGCGCAGAAACAGCUGCGCAGAAACAGCUGCGCAGGAACAGCUGCGCAGGAACAGCUGCGCAGAAACAGCUGCGCAGAAACAGCUGCGCAGAAACAGCUGCGCAGAAACAGCUGCGCAGGAACAGCUGCGCAGAAACAGCUGCGCAGAAACAGCUGCGCAGAAACAGCUGCGCAGAAACAGCUGCGCAGAAACAGCUGCGCAGAAACAGCUGCGCAGAAACAGCUUCGCAGAAACAGCUGCGCAGAAACAGCUGCGCAGAAACAGCUGCGCAGAAACAGCUGCGCAGAAACAGCUGCGCAGGAACAGCUGCGCAGAAACAGCUGCGCAGAAACAGCUGCGCAGAAACAGCUGCGCAGGAACAGCUGCGCAGAAACAGCUGCGCAGAAACAGCUGUGCAGGAACAGCUGCGCAGAAACAGCUGCGCAGAAACAGCUGCGCAGAAACAGCUUCGCAGAAACAGCUGCGCAGGAACAGCUGCGCAGAAACAGCUGCGCAGAAGCAGCUGCGCAGAAACAGCUGCGCAGAAACAGCUGCGCAGAAACAGCUGCGCAGAAACAGCUGCGCAGAAACAGCUGCGCAGAAACAGCUGCGCAGGAACAGCUGCGCAGAAACAGCUGCGCAGGAGCUGCUGCGCAGGAACAGCUGUGCAGGAGCAGCUGCGCAGGAACAGCUGCGCAGGAACAGCUGCGCAGGAACAGCUGCGCAGGAACAGCUGCACAGGAACAGCUGCGCAGGAACAGCUGCGCAGGAACAGCUGCGCAGGAACAGGUGCGCAGGAACAGGUGCGCAGGAACAGCUGCGCAGGAACAGCUGCGCAGGAACAGGUGCGCACGAACAGCUGCGCAGGAACAGGUGCGCAGGAACAGGUGCGCAGGAACAGGUGCGCAGGAACAGCUGCGCAGGAACAGGUGCGCAGGAACAGCUGCGCAGGAACAGCUGCGCAGGGACAGCUGCGCAGGAACAGGUGCGCAGGAACAGGUGCGCAGGAACAGCUGCGCAGUAACAGCUGCGCAGAAACAGCUGCGCAGAAACAGCCGCGCAGAAACAGCUGCGCAGAAACAGCUGCGCAGAAACAGCUGCGCAGAAACAGCUGCGCAGAAACAGCUGCGCAGAGACAGCUGCGCAGAGACAGCUGCGCAGAGACAGCUGCGCAGAGACAGCUGCGCAGAAACAGCUGCGCAGAAACAGCUGCGCAGAAACAGCUGCGCAGAAACAGCUGCGCAGAAACAGCUGCGCAGAAACAGCUGCGCAGAAACAGCUGCGCAGAAACAGCUGCGCAGAAACAGCGGCGCAGAAACACUCUAUAGCCUUCGUGAAGUCUCAUCAGAAAAUCAGAAACAGCUGCGCGGAGACGGCUGCGCAGAAGCGGCUGCGCGGAAGCGGCUGCGCGGAAACGGCUGCGCGGAAACGGCUGCGCGGAAACGGCUGCGCGGGAACGGCUGCGCGGGAACAGGUGCGCGGGAACAGGUGCGCGGGAACAGGUGCGCGGGAACAGCUGCGCAGGAACAGCUGCGCAGGAACAGGUGCGCAGGAACAGGUGCGCAGGAACAGGUGCGCAGGAACAGGUGCGCAGGAACAGGUGCGCAGGAACAGGUGCGCAGGAACAGCUGCGCAGGAACAGCUGCGCAGGAACAGGUGCGCAGGAACAGCUGCGCAGGAACAGCUGCGCAGGAACAGCUGCGCAGGAACAGCUGCGCAGAAACAGCUGCGCAGAAACAGCCGCGCAGAAACAGCCUCGCAGAAACAGCCUCGCAGAAACAGCCGCGCAGAAUCAGCCGCGCAGAAACAGCCGCGCAGGAACAGCCGCGCAGGAACAGCCGCGCAGGAACAGCUGCACAGGAACAGCUGCGCAGGAACAGCUGCGCAGGAACAGCUGCGCAGGAACAGCUGCGCAGGAACAGCUGCGCAGGAACAGCCGCGCAGGAACAGCCGCGCAGGAACAGCUGCACAGGAACAGCUGCGCAGGAACAGCUGCGCAGGAACAGCUGCGCAGGAACAGCUGCGCAGGAACAGCUGCGCAGGAACAGCUGCGCAGGAACAGCUGCGCAGAAACAGCGGCGCAGAAACAGCGGCGCAGAAACACUCUAUAGCCUCCGGUUACAGGAGCGUACCUCCAUGUUCAAUGUUUUUUGGGCAGUUGAACAUCUGCGCAGAAGCGGCUGCGCAGGAACAGCUGCGCAGAAGCGGCUGCGCAGAAGCGGCUGCGCAGAAGCGGCUGCGCAGAAGCGGCUGCGCAGAAGCGGCUGCGCAGAAACAGCUGCGCAGAAACAGCUGCGCAGAAACAGCUUCGCAGAAACAGCUGCGCAGAAACAGCUGCGCAGAAACAGCUGCGCAGAAACAGCUGCGCAGGAACAGCUGCGCAGAAACAGCUGCGCAGAAACAGCUGCGCAGAAACAGCUGCGCAGGAACAGCUGCGCAGAAACAGCUGCGCAGAAACAGCUGCGCAGGAACGGCUGCGCAGAAAUGGCUGCGCAGAAACAGCUGCGCAGAAACAGCUGCGCAGAAACAGCUUCGCAGAAACAGCUGCGCAGGAACAGCUGCGCAGAAACAGCUGCGCAGAAACAGCUGCGCAGAAACAGCUGCGCAGAAACAGCUGCGCAGAAACAGCUGCGCAGAAACAGCUGCGCAGGAACAGCUGCGCAGAAACAGCUGCGCAGGAGCUGCUGCGCAGGAACAGCUGUGCAGGAGCAGCUGCGCAGGAACAGCUGCGCAGGAACAGCUGCGCAGGAACAGCUGCGCAGGAACAGCUGCGCAGGAACAGCUGCGCAGGAACAGCUGCGCAGGAACAGCUGCGCAGGAACAGGUGCGCAGGAACAGGUGCGCAGGAACAGCUGCGCAGGAACAGCUGCGCAGGAACAGGUGCGCACGAACAGCUGCGCAGGAACAGGUGCGCAGGAACAGGUGCGCAGGAACAGGUGCGCAGGAACAGCUGCGCAGGAACAGGUGCGCAGGAACAGCUGCGCAGGAACAGCUGCGCAGGGACAGCUGCGCAGGAACAGGUGCGCAGGAACAGGUGCGCAGGAACAGCUGCGCAGUAACAGCUGCGCAGAAACAGCUGCGCAGAAACAGCCGCGCAGAAACAGCUGCGCAGAAACAGCUGCGCAGAAACAGCUGCGCAGAAACAGCUGCGCAGAAACAGCUGCGCAGAAACAGCUGCGCAGAAACAGCUGCGCAGAGACAGCUGCGCAGAGACAGCUGCGCAGAGACAGCUGCGCAGAAACAGCUGCGCAGAAACAGCUGCGCAGAAACAGCUGCGCAGAAACAGCUGCGCAGAAACAGCUGCGCAGAAACAGCUGCGCAGAAACAGCUGCGCAGAAACAGCUGCGCAGAAACAGCGGCGCAGAAACACUCUAUAGCCUCCGUGAAGUCUCAUCAGAAAAUCAGAAACAGCUGCGCGGAGACGGCUGCGCAGAAGCGGCUGCGCGGAAGCGGCUGCGCGGAAACGGCUGCGCGGAAACGGCUGCGCGGAAACGGCUGCGCGGGAACGGCUGCGCGGGAACAGGUGCGCGGGAACAGGUGCGCGGGAACAGGUGCGCGGGAACAGCUGCGCAGGAACAGCUGCGCAGGAACAGGUGCGCAGGAACAGGUGCGCAGGAACAGGUGCGCAGGAACAGGUGCGCAGGAACAGGUGCGCAGGAACAGGUGCGCAGGAACAGCUGCGCAGGAACAGCUGCGCAGGAACAGGUGCGCAGGAACAGCUGCGCAGGAACAGCUGCGCAGGAACAGCUGCGCAGGAACAGCUGCGCAGAAACAGCUGCGCAGAAACAGCUGCUCAGAAACAGCCGCGCAGAAACAGCCUCGCAGAAACAGCCUCGCAGAAACAGCCGCGCAGAAUCAGCCGCGCAGAAACAGCCGCGCAGGAACAGCCGCGCAGGAACAGCCGCGCAGGAACAGCUGCACAGGAACAGCUGCGCAGGAACAGCUGCGCAGGAACAGCUGCGCAGGAACAGCUGCGCAGGAACAGCUGCGCAGGAACAGCUGCGCAGGAACAGCUGCGCAGAAACAGCGGCGCAGAAACAGCGGCGCAGAAACACUCUAUAG
Schistocerca nitens (vagrant locust) is the source of this 15162-nucleotide messenger RNA. RefSeq lists its product as uncharacterized. Gene Ontology annotation, biological process: regulation of DNA-templated transcription. The record is from RefSeq and is a predicted model, not a curated record. The transcript is spliced from 10 exons. The coding region runs from base 1 to 15162 and encodes 5053 amino acids. Gene Ontology annotation, molecular function: DNA binding. NCBI's taxonomy places the organism in Eukaryota, Metazoa, Arthropoda, Insecta, Orthoptera, Acrididae. Gene Ontology annotation, cellular component: nucleus.